Mirounga angustirostris (Northern elephant seal) is the source of this 3471-nucleotide messenger RNA. Its product is annotated as nascent polypeptide-associated complex subunit alpha, muscle-specific form-like. The coding region runs from base 1 to 3471 and encodes 1156 amino acids. The record is from RefSeq and is a predicted model, not a curated record. NCBI's taxonomy places the organism in Eukaryota, Metazoa, Chordata, Mammalia, Carnivora, Phocidae. The transcript has 7 exons.
AUGCUUCUGACCGCCGACGCGGCUGGCCCACGCUGCCGCCCUCUGCCGCCUGCUGCUUGCUGGCUCUGGCUGCCCAGCGCUGACCCUGCCCCUACCGCCACCGGGCCGCUGCCCCCACCAGCUGCUGCCAGUUACCGCUGCCUACCGCCCCAGCCACCUGCCUGCCACCACUUCCUGCCGCUGCCGCCUGCCACCCUUGCCUGCAUCCCCUUGCCUCCGCCUGCCUGCCCCCGUCCCCUGCCGCUGCCGCCGCCUGCUACCUCCUUCCACUGCCCGCCGCCCUUGCCUGCCUGCCGCGGCCGCCUGCCUGCCCGCUGCAGCCGCAGACGCCCCCCGCUGGUGCUGUCACCGCUGCAACCUCUGCUGCUGCCCGCUGCCGCCUGCCACCGACUGCCACCGCCUGCCUGCCGCUGCCUGCAGCCACUGCCCACCAAUGCUGCCACCGCCGCCUGCCACUGCCUGCCUGCUGCCGCCACCAGUCAGUACUACCACUGCCGUCUGCCACUGCCGCCCCCUGCUGCCGCUUACCUCUGCCUGCCGCCGCCACCUGCCUUCUGCCACCCACCGCCCUUGCCUGCGCCUGCAGCCUGCUGCCCGCCGGCAUCCGUGACCGCCUGCCUGCCGCCGCCGUCUGCUGCCGCAGCCUGGCUCCACCGGGCCCAGCUACCUAACCCCGAGAAUCCUGAACCUGCUACCUUUUACCUGCCGCCACUGCCUGCCUACCGCUGGCGCCUGCAGCCCGCUGCCCCCACUGCCUGCCUCCGCUGCAGCCUGCCUCCUCCUGCCACCUUCCCGCGCCACCUGCAUCCGCUGUCUGCCACCGCUUCCUGCCACUGCCGCCUGAGACCGCUGCCGGUUGCCCGCCACGGCCCGCUGCCGCUUCCUUACCACCGCCGCCUGCUGCCGCUUACCACUGCCCGCCACCGCAGUCCGCCACCACCGCAUGCCUACUACUGCCGCCUCCCAACAGCUGCAAUUCCCGCCUUCCUAACACUGCUGCCUGCGGCCACCACCUGUCCCCGCCAACCGCCUGCCACUGCUUCCUGCCACCACCGCCUGUUGCCAUCUGCGGCUACUGCCACCAGCCUCCGCUGCCUAACCUCGACGAUGCUUGCCAACGUUGCCUGCCUACCGCAGCCACCUGCUGCCGCUGCCCCCUGCAGCCCGCUUGGCCCCACCGCCUGCCGCUGCCACCUGCCGCCGCUGCUGUCUGCUGCCCUCACUGCGUGCCGCCGCUGCGGCCCGCAUAACCCUGACACCUGCCCCUGCCGCCGCUUUCUGCCACCGCUUACGGCCGGCUGCGACUGUCAGCCGCCGCUUCCUGCCUGGCUCCUGCUGCCUGCAGCCCGCCACGGCCUGCUGCAUCGCCGCCUACCCCCGCCUGCUGCCACUUACCACUACCCGCCACGGCAGCCCCCCCCGGGGCCUGCCGGCCGCCACUACCUGACCCCACCACUGCCCGCCGCCACUUCCUGCCGCCACUGCCUGUUGCCACCUGCGGCUACUGCGUACCCCCAGUGCUGCAGCCUGCCUGCAACUGUCUGCCAGCUGCCUGCCGCAGCCUGCCUGCCCCCGCCCCCUGCCGCCGCCGCCGCCGCCUGCUACCUCCUUCCACCGCCCGCGGCCCUUGCCUGCCUGCCGCCGCCGCCUGCCGCUUCUUACCCAAGCCCGCCACCGCUUCCUGCCGCCGCCUGCAAUCACCUACCGCCGCCGCCCACCAUACUUGCCUGCCGCUACCUGCCUCCCUGCCCCCACCGCUUACUGCCACCCCCUGCCUCCACUGCCUCCACCCCACUGCAGGCGCAGACGCCACCCGCUGGUGCUGUCACCACUGCCACCUCUGCUGCUGCCCGCUGCCACCUGUCACCGACUUCCACCACCUGCCUGCCGCUGCCUGCCACCGCCGCCUGCCACCGCAUGCCUGCUGCCGCCACCAGUCAGUACUACCACUGCCGCCUGCCACUGCCGCCCCCUGCUGCCACUUACCUCUGCCUGCCGCCGCCACCUGCCUUCUGCAACCCACCGCCCUUGCCUGCGCCCGCCGCCUGCUGCCCGCCGCAUCCGUGGCCGCCUGUCUGCCACCGCCGUCUGCUGCCGCAGCCUGGUUCCACCAGGCCCAGCUACCUAACCCCGAGAAUGCAUGCCAAAGCUGACUGCCUAACCCCACCGCUGACAGCACCGCUGGCCUACCGCUGCCACCUGCCAAUCGCCACAGCUGCCGCCUGCCUAAUGCUGAUGUCUGCCACCUGCCUGUCCCCGCCGCCUGCCUGCUGCCGCCACCUGCUAUAUCCUUGCACCACCCGCGGCCCUUACCUGCCGUGGCCUGCCUGCCAGCCGCUGCUUACUGCAGCCUACACCUGCUACCUCUUAUCUGCCGCCACUGCCUGCCUACCGCUAGCGGCUGCAGCCCGCUGCCCCCACUGCCUGCCUCCGCUGCAGCCUGCCUCCUCCUGCCACCUUACCCCGCCACCUGCCUCCGCUGUCUGUCACCGCUUCCUGCCACUGCCUCCUGACACCGUUGCCGCCGCUUCCUGUUGCCGCCUGCCUGCCGCUUACCGGGGCUUGCCUGCCUGCCGCCCCAGCUGCCUGUGUCCCACCGCUUCCUGCCGCCGACGCCUGCUACCUCCUCGCACCGCGCGCCUCCCUUGCUUGUGGCUGCCUGACUGCCAGCCACUGCUUACCACAGCCUGCCCGCGCUGCUGCCUGCUGCCACUGUCGCCUGCCCUGCCGCCUGCCUUCACUUCCUGCCGCCGCUUCCUGUCACCACCUGCCGCCGCCGCUGCCGCCUGCCCCGCCGCUUGCCUUCGCUUCCUGCCGCCGCUUCCUGUCACCGCCUUUCGCCGCCACUGCCGCCUGCCCCGCCGCCUGCCUUCGCUUCCUGCCGCCGCUUCCUGUCACCACCUGCCGGCCCGCUGCCACUGCCGCCUGCCUUCGCUUCCUGCCGACGCUUCCUGCCACCUCCUGCUGCCAAGCCACCACAUGACUACCGCUGUCGCCUACCUAACGCUGCUGCCUGGCCCUGCCGCCUGCCGCCGCUUCCUCCCGCCGCUUACCACUGCCUGCCCCCGUCUGCCACCUCUUGCCGCCGCCGCCCCCUGCUUGCCUCUAGCCAGGGCCUGCCAGCCACCAGCACCUGCCCCCACCACCUGCCCGCCGCCGCUUCCUGCAGCCACCACCUGUUGCCACCUGCGGCUACUGCCUACCCCCAAUGCUGCAGUCUGCCUGCAACUCCCUGCCACCUGCCUGCCGCAGCCUGCCUGCCCCCGCCCCCUGCCGCCGUCGCCGCCUGCUACCUCCUUCCACCGCCCGCCGCCCUUGCCUGCCUGCCGCCGCCGCCUGCCACUGCCUAAAAUCGCCUACCACCGGCGCCUCUUCCGCUGCUCCCAAACGCUGAAGCCGACUGACGCCCGCACUACUGCUGACGCCGCUGCCGCCGCUGCCGCCGAUGCCGCCACUGACGCCGCCGCGUAA